Molecule: messenger RNA, 1727 nt
Organism: Phoenix dactylifera (date palm)
Lineage: Eukaryota; Viridiplantae; Streptophyta; Magnoliopsida; Arecales; Arecaceae
Source: RefSeq, a predicted model, not a curated record
CUUCCCAAGUAUCAGGAUUUGCAAACUAAGGGUCAACGUAAUCUCAGUAAGGCCCUUAUAGCAACAAGCUAGAACUAAAUCGAAGUGAAAUUUGGCCUUCGGAGGCCAAAUUUAAUCCAAAUAUAGAACGUGGCAGCUGAAUCCAGAGAAGACAAGGAAUUAGUUGAAAGAGAGGUCCGGGCCAGCCAAAUCCAAGAUUUCCGGGGACACAACGGUUUACUAAAGAUGAGCUAAUCUCCAGGAUUUCCACCGGAGCAAAACCGGCAGCGAUUGCAACCGUUUCGAGCAAAAAUGUGACCGUUAGCGCGCGGGUUCGCCUGUGUGAAAGAAUCUCUAGAGGGUCAAUCACUGCCUCUCUGUAUUCUAUCUGUACUUCGGUCAGUCGUUCCUCCUCACCUGAUCCUUCUUCCUCUCUCGCUCUCUCCGUCUCUCUUGUGCGAUCUUUUGCUCCUCAAUCCUCUGAUCUUCGUCUGAGAAGCUUGGAGUCCAAGAGAGGUCGCUGGGACGACAAUGCUGCCGCCGGGCUUCUUGUUCAGACCGAGCGACGAGGUUCUCCUCGUCACCUACCUCAAGAACAAGUUACUUCAGUGGCCUCUUCCCUGCGAUGUUAUUGUGGAGGCUGACGUCUAUGGAUGCCACCCCCAGGACUUGGCUUGUAAUCAUCUUGUGCUUCUCCAUUGUCUUCUUUUUUGAUUCACGGUUUCUAACCCUUUCUUUGAGUUUUCUUGGGUUGUUUCAGUGGAGUAUCUCAUGGCAAACAGGGACUUCGAGUGGUUCUUCUUCACUUCUACCCCUCGGAAGCAUCCAGGCGCAAGCGAAACCAGCCGUGCAUCUCGGCGCGCAGGCCUGGGACGAUGGAAGGCCACGAAAGGUGUCAAGAACGUGGUGGAUUCCAAGAAUAACACCAUUGGGUCGAAGAAGAGUUUCUGUUACAUGGAACAGAACUCGGACGGUGGCGAGAACAAAAGUAUCUGGUUGAUGGAGGAGUUCUCUAUGCAGAACCUUAGAAGGAGAGGUAGUGCUGGUGAGAUGAGGGACACAAAUGAGUUGGAUGACUGGGUCAUCAGCAAGAUUUACUUGACUCCAAAAGCUCGCAAGGCUCACGCUGAUUUGAAACAAUUUGCUAGUGCUACAUUGGAACCCGCUUUCAAAAGAAGAAGGAUAGAGCUAGAAUACAUGAUGGUGCCACCUGGAUUUAUUUUCCAGCCAACGGAUGAGGAGCUCUUGGAUUUCUUCCUCAAGGAGAAGCUCCUCCAUCAGCCACUUCCAUGCGACAUAAUCAAAGAAGCCGAUGUCUAUGGAAACCACCCUAGCAACCUUACUGGUAAACAUAUUAUAUAUAUAUAUAUCAACACCAUGAUCUCUUCUUUUUCUUAUUCUCUAUCUAUAUUUGCUAUGAUUAAGGUUCCUAACUCGUCAUCCUUUUCUUGGGUUCCUUUCUUUAGGUCAAAUGGCCAUGGAAAAUAGAAACUCGGAGUGGUUCUUCUUCACCUGGACCACUCGAAAGCAUCCAAAUGCAGAAGCCAGCACAAGGGCAUCUCGGGUUGCAGGCCAAGGUCGUUGGAAAUCUACCCAAUCGGUGAAGCUAGUGCUCAACAGCAAGGGCCAGGUCAUUGGCUCCAAGCAAAACUUCAUCUAUAUGGAACGCACCCCCUUGGGCAAGGAGGAAAAGAGCAUCUGGUUGAUGGAAGAGUACUCCAUCCAGAACCUUAGAAGAAGAUGUGGUG